This is a messenger RNA of Apus apus (common swift), 3264 nucleotides long. RefSeq names its product family with sequence similarity 163 member B (gene FAM163B). The transcript has 11 exons. The record is from RefSeq and is a predicted model, not a curated record. The coding region runs from base 2284 to 2766 and encodes 160 amino acids. NCBI's taxonomy places the organism in Eukaryota, Metazoa, Chordata, Aves, Apodiformes, Apodidae.
UGGCUCGUACUGCAAAGCAACAUCCAAGAAUGAGGACACAUUAAGACCAUCUGCUGACAGUCCAUCCCUGGGAGCUGCUCUCCGUGCAGGCUUCACAAGGAGCCCAAAGCAGCAGGACCCAUCGUAUCUUUCAUGAAGUGAACUCGUGUGUCUCUGGAGCAGUGGGAAAGAGGAGUUCCUUGAUCUGGUAGGAAACCACAGCAAAAGGAGCUGAAAUCUGGGGCACAGGCCCAGGGGAAAGGCUGUCUGCCAUCUGUUGCCUUCUGGCACUAAGCUGCUUCCUGAAGAUUACACAGCAAGCCAGGAUGAACAUCAAGAGGAGCCAAUCCAGGCAAGAACACGGGGCCAAAAGAGCCUGGGGAGUUUGAAGAUGGAGCCUUAUCAGCUUAACAAAAGGGUUGGCACAUUAAAUGAGCAAAAGCUGCAGGCCCUGCAUGCUUAAGGUGCACCCCUCAGCACUCUGAGGUUUUCACCUUCAAGGACAGAAGCCUCUCGGAGUGAUAUGUGGCAGCCUUGGCCUCAAGGAGAGAAGGCACCUGCAUAACCACGUGGAAGCAGCAGAGCAAAGGGCCUGGCACAUCCAUGGGGACCAGCUGGCACCAGGAGCAGAUGGUUUGAGUGGGGAUUUUUGCCUCUCUGAGAGGCCAUGCACUCAAUCUGUGUCAUGUUCACCAAACUGCAGUUGCUGCAAGAGGCUUGAAUCCAGAAAUGGCACCACUAUCCCCCAGGCUUUACAGUGAGAAUAACCCCGUGGCAGUGGUGGAGGAAAGCAGCUCUGGGAUGUGAGAAUCACCCUGACACAAACGAAGCCUUGUGCAUCACCACCAGUGCUGGUGCCCACCAUGCCCUGCACAGUGCCAGCACCUUCAGAGGAAGCUGUGGAGGAGGACUUCUAAAGUAGCUGAGGCUGGGCACAGACUGGGGAAGAGGAGAUGCUCCUUUCCUCAGGGUUGGCUGCCACCAGAAGCAAACAGCAAAAAACCUCAGUGCAGCUCCUGCCGGAGCCUUCGGGAGCCGCGGUCCUCACCUGAGACAUCCCAGCACAAUUCCCCCGUUUGCAGGAAAAGCUGUAACAGAAUUAAGGUGAGGAAAAAAGGAAAAAUUACUGGAACCAGUUCAGUGUAAGCUGCCAAGAAUCUGCAAAUUACCUUCUCAGACGGUCUGUAUUAAUUCCCCUGAUGCAGCAAUGAUAAAUCCUUAUUAAAGAGGAUGACAUGAGGAGAUUUUACUGCCUGUAGGGAAACUCCUGGUCACAAGCAAUGAGGAAGACUAUCUCCCUCUUGUUAGCGACCAGAGCAUGGUUUUGCAUCCGGAUCAUCAGGUUUGUGAGUGUGUGUGUCCUUCCCCAAGAGCCACGGUGUUGACACCAACCCAAAGUGUGUGAUGUUGUGUUGUACAAGGCAGGGACAUGAAGCAAGGCAAGUCCCAGGUGCCCACGUCCUGUGGACAGUGAUUUUGCACUGGCAGCAGCACUGGAUCUCUGCAGGUUCACCGUGUGUGCUGUUCCCUGUCUCUCUGGAAGUCCAGCCCUGGGAGCUCCACGCAGAGAAUCAUUUAAAUUAAACAAUUUUUGGCCUGUAACCACAUAAAGCAUGAAGGUGCCUGUCAUGCUCGCUGUGCUAACGAGAGAGAGGGGCUGUGAGGGCCCCUUCCCUCCCCACCUGCACAUGCCAGUUAUGCCCCAUACCCACGGUGGGCCAGGCAGGGCAGGGAGCACAGCACCAGGGGCAGCCUCACAUACCAGUCCUAAACUUUUACGCCUUAUUUCCAAAGUCACUGAGCUCUUUCUCUGCUCUUCACUUCUUUAUUCAUGCACCACACUACCUUGCUGGGUUGGAGUGGGAAAAACACUCUGCUUGCUUCUUGUCUCACGGGUUGAACCCGAGCCUCUGCCAGAGCGAUGUAAAGCUGUAGCUAUGGAAACUCCCUACCCUUUUUUUGGAUUUAAUUUUUUUUAUUAUUUUUUUUUUAAAGGCAUGAACAUUUCUCUCUUUGGAGAUCCCAGAUGGGGCUGCUGGUGUCUGAGCGGUUGUUCAUGCAGCCCUGAGGGCUCAUCCCUGGGAGAUGCUGAGAGGUCUCAGCCAGCACCCAGUGUCACUCAGCACCUGGAGUUGGAAGCACAGGCUCAGGCGGUGUUCCAGUGUCUGCAAGCUCCAAACUCCUUCUCUUGUCCCUUUGGGAUGGAAAUAGCAGCACAUUCAGGAUGGCCCCAGGGGGACUGGAAGGGGACAUUCCCAAGGGCAGCGGACACACCAUCCAGGCUGUUAAUGGAGAAGAGGGCGGAUGACAGCCGGGACCGUGGUCAUCACAGGUGGAAUAUUAGCGACUGUCAUUUUGCUUUGUAUCAUCGCCGUCCUCUGCUACUGUAGGCUCCAGUACUACUGCUGCAAGAAGGAUGAGUCCGAGGAGGACGAGGAGGAGCCCGACUUCGCCGUGCACUCCCACAUCCCGCCGCUCCACUGCAACCGCAACGUAGUGCUGACCAACGGCCCGUCCCUCUACGCCUCCUCACCCUUCGGCAAAAAGCCGGCACCCAGCCGGCCCAGCUGCCCCAGCUGCACCCCCUACGAGCCCCCCACCUUCUUCCUGCAGGAACCCCUUGAGGAUCUGCACAACGGGGGCGACCGGGUGAGCUACAAGACGGUGAGCCAGGAAGACCUGGACCUGCCGGUGAGCGUGGCCAACCUGCAGGCCCUCAACCCCAACCGGCUCUCGGCCAUGCGGGAAGCGUUUUCCCGCAGCCGCAGCAUCAGCACCGACGUGUGAGGCUCUCCCAGCCUGGAGCAGAGCAUCACAUCACACCUCGCUGCUGCUGCAGGGGCUUUUUAACAGCAGGGAGAACUUUAUUUUUAAAUUCAUGGAAGAGUUUUGAAAAAGAAAAAAAUGGGGCGGGGGGAGGAAAGAAUGUAUUGCUACAUUCUGUGGGCUGAGACGCACUGAACAGCUGUAUAAAGGGGUAACAGAAAAGCAAACCUCAAAGGGGAGCCCUGGGGAGGAUGAGUGCAGCUGGGACACAAGGUUUUUCUAGUGCUGCGUUGCAUUUUCUUUUAUAAAGAGGAUUUUUGAUAUUGCACAUCCUUUUGUACAGCAUCAAUGUCCCUCCUCGCCAUGCAACUGGAGCCCUGAGUGAUGCCAGGCAAGGCCAUGGGGCACAGGGUUGACUGCAAAAUGGCUCGUGCUGCAAGUCAGCAGGUGUCUGCUGGCAGGUCAUGGGGGCACGUUGCAGCUGGCUGCUCCUGGCUAUAGUGGGCACACCCACCCCCC